Messenger RNA from Engraulis encrasicolus (European anchovy), 3597 nucleotides. RefSeq names its product dihydrouridine synthase 3-like (S. cerevisiae) (gene dus3l). The transcript has 16 exons. NCBI's taxonomy places the organism in Eukaryota, Metazoa, Chordata, Actinopteri, Clupeiformes, Engraulidae. The coding region runs from base 136 to 2136 and encodes 666 amino acids. Gene Ontology annotation, biological process: tRNA processing. Gene Ontology annotation, molecular function: tRNA dihydrouridine synthase activity; flavin adenine dinucleotide binding; RNA binding. The record is from RefSeq and is a predicted model, not a curated record.
UUGAUGGACUGUGAUGGUUGCAUGCAGCAUGCCGAGUUGAGUUCGACUUGAAGUUGGGGCUUCACUUAGGAUUUGAGAGUUGAAAACAGUUUGUCACUCGACUUUUUAGUGUGCAAGCUUGGUUUAAGAGGAGGUAUGGACACGACCACCCCAACUGUAGACACCACUACUGCCCCAAAUGACUCUGAACAGAAGACAUCAAAUGGCUACGAGAAGGGAUGCGCAGCCAUAAAAUCACAAUACCUCACCAACAAAGAUAAAUUUCACGAGUUUGUGGAUUCAGGUUGGAAGGGCACUAAAGGCACGAAUGGAAGUGAACCCGAAGACGCAGCAGCAGAGAAAGAAAGUGCAGAACCAGAAGAGAAGCGGAUAAAAUUGGAGAACGGCGCAGAAGCAGAGGACAAGAAGAAGAAGGAAGAGGAAGAUGAGAAAUACGACAAGAAGAAGUUUCGGGGUCAGAAUAAGGGCCGGCCUCACAUGAAGCCAAAUAAGUAUGAUGAUCGCAGGCUGUGUCCCUCAAUUAUACAGGAGCGGGAGGCUAAAUGUUUCUAUGGCGAUAAAUGCAAGUUCUUCCACGACGUGGGCGAGUACAUGGCUGCCAAGCCGUCUGACCUGGGAGAGAAGUGCUACCUCUACGACACCUUCGGGAAAUGCCACUACGGUGUCACCUGCCGCUUCGCCAAGGCCCACACCGGACCGGCACCCGACUACAAGAAUCUCAUUAACGAGGAGGUCUUCAGCACCUUCAAAGACAAGACACCGGUCAGGAACAACCUGAGCAAAGACCUCCAGUGGCAACUGCGCAAGAAGAAGGUGCCGUUCAAAGGAGCCGACGCCUACCUGAGGACCAUUGGCAAAGGCAAGCCCCAGGGAGGCCACAAGGGAGCGGGUGCGGAGGAGAAGAACUCGACAGAGAAGACCUGCUGCCCAGCUGAAGCCCAGACUCAGACUGUACCGGAAGCCAACAACACCGCCAGUGCCACAAACACACAGGAGGGUGAGAACCCACAGGUUGUUGAGAAGCGUGUUGGUGCAGUGACUGAUGUCGACGUUGUAAAGUUGCGCCCCUGCGAGAAGAAACAGGUGGACUUCAGAGAUAAGCUGUAUCUGGCUCCCUUAACAACUUGUGGGAAUCUGCCUUUCCGUCGCGUCUGCAAGCGUUUUGGCGUGGACAUCACGUGUGGCGAGAUGGCCAUGUGCACCAACCUGCUGCAGGGCCAGACGUCCGAGUGGGCCCUGCUGAAGAGGCACGAGAGCGAGGACCUCUUCGGAGUACAGCUGGAAGGCUGUUUUCCAGACACCAUGACCCGGUGCGCAGAGCUGCUCAAUGACAACAUCGAUGUGGACUUUGUAGAUAUCAACUCUGGCUGCCCCAUCGAUCUGGUCUUCAAAAAGGGUGGAGGCUGUGGUCUGAUGACGAGAACAAACAAAUUCGAGCAGAUUGUGCGGGGAAUGACCUCGGUGCUGGAUGUCCCACUCACGGUGAAGAUCCGCACGGGUGUCCAAGAGAAGACCAACACCGCGCACAAACUCAUCCCAGAGCUGAAGAAGUGGGGCGUGUCUUUAGUCACGUUACAUGGAAGGUCUCGGGAGCAGCGUUACACCAAACUGGCAGAUUGGGAAUACAUCGACACUUGUGCAAAGCUAGCCGCUCCUAUCCCACUGUUUGGCAACGGAGACAUCCUGUCAUGGGAAGAUGCGAUGAAGGCCAGGGAGACAGGGGUGUCUGGCAUCAUGCUGGCAAGAGGUGCCCUGAUCAAGCCGUGGAUCUUCACAGAGAUUAAGGAGCGCCGCCAUUGGGACAUCUCCUCCAGCGAACGGCUCGACGUGUUGAGAGACUUCACGCAGUACGGAAUGGAGCAUUGGGGCAGCGACACGCAGGGAUUGGAGAAGACCAGGAACUUCCUGCUGGAGUGGCUGUCCUUCAUGUGCAGGUACAUCCCGGUGGGUCUGCUGGAGAGGGUUCCUCAGAGGAUUAACGAGCGGCCGCCAUAUUACCUGGGCAGAGACUACCUGGAGACACUCAUGGCCAGCCAGAACGUGGAGGACUGGGUCAAGAUUAGUGAGAUGCUGCUUGGCCCUGUGCCGAAAAACUUCAGUUUCCUUCCCAAACACAAAGCCAACGCGUACAAGUGACCCCAAAAACCAGGACACCAGGCAAGGAAAAGGGGUCAGGGGUAGUGACUUUUGUUUAGAAGCAGGUGCUUUACCUUGAAUUUGUGUGACUGGCUGUUGAUUCAUUUUUUUAUUACAAGUAAUGCAACUUGGCACUCCUCGGAAGUGUCUCUCUUUCCGGCUUGAUUGUGUUGCUGUGGGAACCAACACAUGGUUGUGUGUGUAAUGGUAGUGGUCAGGAAGUCCUGAUGAGUUCAUUUGGUUUAAGAGCUGGCAAACGUCACAACCCUCGUCUACAGUUAUUUUUUUAUUUCUUUGUCAAGCUGUUUUAGACUUGCACUCCGUUUAAUUUGCUCAGGUAAUGAUAUAAUGUAUUUUCUUCAGGAAACAGUUCGCCAAUAUGUUUGCUUUGUUAGUUUGACAAUAAACAGGAUCACGAUCACUUCCAUCAUCACCACGGCUUUACAUUACAUAAAUUACAUUACUGCAAAUUGCAGUUGUGGAUACCAAGACGUAAACAAUGCCUGUAUACAGUAUGGACUGUAGGUAUGACAAUGCAGCAUUGCCCCUCUUGAUUAAGUUAAGUUAGAUUAAUACUUAUUUUCAUGAUAUGCGGCAUCAAGUAAUGUCAAGGUAUUCUGGAGCUUAUUUUCACGAUAUAUUGCAUUAAUUUAUGACAAUCGAUCAUUUAAUAAUAUUAAAAUCCAAUUUGCCACUGGUUCAUUUCAUACAGUAGAGAGUAGGCAAUAUUUCUGAUGUAAUGGAAGCUCUCUCCCAGAGGCUAACAUGAUUAAAUAAAAUAAAUUGAGUUAUGAAUGCUACAGAGCAGUUGACAAAUAAGCUGUAUUUUUUCACAUUUACAUAAGUAAAUAUUGCAAUGGUACAUGAAUCGCAAUGCAUCGAGAAUCGCAUCAUGGCAUGUGUAUCAAGAUGCGCAUUGAAUCGUGAACCCUUACGGAUACCCACCCCUAUUGGUUACAGUCCGUGGAGCAGUAUGGGGUUAGGUGCCUGGCUCAAGGGUACCACAUCCAUGGAGUGCAGUAGGGAGUGGAAGGGUGGGAUUCGAACCUGCAACCCUCUGAUCACUAGACCAUGACAGCCCUGCCCUGCCUUGCCCAGGUAGUGAACCACCAGAGUGAGCUCUACAGAUUACCACUAAAUUUAACGACAACUGAGUGAUCAUGUAAAUGUGUCAGAUUUAAAGAUGGGGUUUUGUGGCUGGACAACCAUCGGAGUGAACGCUACACCUGUAAAUGUGUCAGAUUUAAAGAUGGGGUUUUGUGUCUGGUUCAGGCUGGUAUCCCAGUUUUCUCCAUUGUGGGCUAAAUAAAAAUGAGUUGGAAGAAUGAAAAAAAAAAAAACCCAUCAAAUUGCUGAAUCCAGCUUCCUGUUCCCAUUUACUGUCAAACAGUAUUCCAUCAACUUAAUGUGGUCAUUGUAACAUAUUUUCAAUAAAAAUAACAUUGAUUUAUGACACAUCAU